Molecule: messenger RNA, 717 nt
Organism: Selaginella moellendorffii
Lineage: Eukaryota; Viridiplantae; Streptophyta; Lycopodiopsida; Selaginellales; Selaginellaceae
Exons: 2
Coding region: 14-427 (137 amino acids)
Molecular function (GO): DNA binding
Source: RefSeq, a predicted model, not a curated record
ACCUGGGCCAGAGAUGAAGAAGCGCGCGAGGCAAAGGAAAGCUUUGAGAACAGUGGGAGAGCACAGCUUCUGCGUGGUGAUGCGAAGCGAGCUCCUGUCCGAGAGCUGCUGCUUGAUCUUGCCAGUUCCCGAGAACUACCUGAGCACCGCCGCUAGCAGUCGAGGCAAAGCGAUCCUCGAGACACGAAGCGGUGUGAAGUGGGAGAUAGAAUACGAGGCGGAAGCAAAGAGCCAGACAAUCCGGCUGGGCGCAGCAGGAUGGCACGCCUUUUCGGUCUACAACCAGCUCAAUCCAGGUGACUCCAUCGUCUUCACGCUGGCCGCUAGCAGCUUUAUGUGCUUCUCGGUGGUCUUGUUUGGAAGAGAUGGAGUGGAGAAAGAGGCAGUGCCGUUGCCCGUGACGCUCGAUGGUGACCAGCAGUCGUGACAAACUACCUAGAUCCUCUUGCUUGCAAGAAAAGAACUUGCUCGAGCUGCUCUUGCUUGCUCGGCUUCGAACUGAUUUUAUAGCUGGAUUCUACGUUAAGCCAUCGUAGAAGGACGCGUCCACUACCAAAUUCCUCGCUACAUCAAAACGUGAGGCCCGUUUUCUGGGGGAAGACCACUUCACCGGGCUUUGGCAAUGCAAAAGAAGAUUUCACUCGUCUAAACAUUCAAGACUUGGAGAAUCCGCGUCACCUCUUGGUAUUUCUUAUGAAAUGGACUUGCACAACCAGA